Molecule: messenger RNA, 1450 nt
Organism: Prinia subflava (tawny-flanked prinia)
Lineage: Eukaryota; Metazoa; Chordata; Aves; Passeriformes; Cisticolidae
Gene: CBX1
Product: chromobox 1
Exons: 5
Coding region: 153-710 (185 amino acids)
Biological process (GO): chromatin organization; negative regulation of transcription by RNA polymerase II
Cellular component (GO): nucleus; pericentric heterochromatin
Molecular function (GO): chromatin binding
Source: RefSeq, a predicted model, not a curated record
UGGCCGGGCUCUUUUGUUCAGGGCGGCGGACGGAGCGCGGCCAGGCCCGGGCCCCCCCCGACCCCCGAGCGCGCCCCCCGCGCCCCUUCCCUCGGACACCGGCGGCGGGGCUGUGCGAGCAGCCCGGGAAAGCGGAGAAGCUGGCCAGCACAAUGGGAAAAAAGCAGAACAAGAAGAAGGUGGAGGAGGUGCUGGAGGAGGAGGAGGAGGAGUACGUGGUGGAGAAGGUCCUGGACCGGCGCGUGGUGAAGGGGAAGGUGGAAUACCUGCUCAAGUGGAAGGGAUUCAGCGACGAGGACAACACGUGGGAGCCCGAGGAGAACCUGGACUGCCCCGACCUGAUCGCGGAGUUCCUGCAGUCGCAGAAAACGGCGCACGAGAGCGACAAAUCCGAGGGCAGCAAGCGCAAGGCCGAGUCCGACAGCGAGGACAAGGGAGAGGAGAGCAAGCCAAAGAAAAAGAAGGAGGAGUCGGAGAAGCCGCGAGGCUUCGCCCGGGGCUUCGAGCCAGAGCGGAUCAUCGGCGCCACGGACUCCAGCGGGGAGCUGAUGUUCCUGAUGAAGUGGAAGAACUCUGACGAGGCCGACCUGGUGCCCGCCAAGGAGGCCAACAUCAAGUGCCCGCAGGUGGUGAUCUCGUUCUACGAGGAGAGGUUGACGUGGCACUCGUACCCCUCCGAGGACGACGACAAGAAGGAGGACAAGAACUAAACCCCGCCGGGCCCGGCCCCGCGCAGCCCUCGGGGCUCCCGGGCCGCUUUUGGGGUCACCAUCGGAACUUUGGGCUGUGAGCACACAGGGGGCUCCCCUCGGAGGAGCCCCCCGGGCUGGGCUGAGCCCGCGGCCGCUCCUCUGCUCCCAUCCCGGCCGAUCCCGCCGCGUUCCCGGGCUCUGGAGCCGGGGGGAGCCGGGCCGGGGAUCGGGGCUGGGGAGGGGUCUCGGGAGCGAAGCCCCUCCCGCGCAGGACUCAGCGGGCUGGGCUGGGGAAUGGGCCGGGAAUGGGCCGGGAAUGGCUCGGGAAUGACUCGGGAAUGGCUCGGGAAUGACUCGGGAACACAGACAGAUCCUCAGAGCCCGCCCAGCCCCGCCCCGCUAGUGUUAACUCUGCAUUUUUAAGGCGUAGCAUGUGUGUAGGUCUCUCGAUUCCUAUUUUUAUUUUCCUUUUUAUUCUCCUUUUUUUUUUGUUGUUGUUGUUCGUUUUCUCUUUUUUUUUUAUUAUUAUUAUUUUCUUUCGCUGUUUCCUGGUGUUAUCCUUCGGGAAGGGAGGGAGGGAUUUGGGGGGGAAUUCAGUCUCUUUUAAUCAAGGAGGAAAAUGAGGUCUGAUGACAUUCCCAGAUCGUUUCCAGAUUUUUUUGGUUUCGUGUUUUGUUUUUUUUUUUUAAGAACCUGAAUUUAGGGUUUUUUUUAAAAAAAAAUGAAUUCAGCAAAGAAAUUUCAGUGGAUAAAAAACC